Molecule: messenger RNA, 691 nt
Organism: Chrysochloris asiatica (Cape golden mole)
Lineage: Eukaryota; Metazoa; Chordata; Mammalia; Afrosoricida; Chrysochloridae
Gene: BCAS2
Product: breast carcinoma amplified sequence 2
Exons: 7
Coding region: 14-691 (225 amino acids)
Biological process (GO): mRNA processing
Cellular component (GO): catalytic step 2 spliceosome; precatalytic spliceosome; Prp19 complex
Source: RefSeq, a predicted model, not a curated record
UAAAGUCCCUGAAAUGGCGGGCACAGGUUUGGUAGCCGGAGAGGCUGUGGUGGACGCGCUGCCCUAUUUUGAUCAAGGUUAUGAGGCGCCUGGUGUGCGGGAAGCGGCUGCGGCGUUGGUGGAGGAGGAAACUCGAAGAUACCGACCAACAAAGAACUAUCUGAGCUACCUGACAGCCCCUGAUUAUUCUGCUUUUGAGACAGACAUUAUGAGAAACGAAUUUGAAAGACUGGCUGCUCGACAACCAAUUGAAUUGCUAAGUAUGAAACGAUAUGAACUUCCAGCUCCUUCCUCAGGUCAGAAAAAUGAUAUUACUGCAUGGCAAGAAUGUGUAAAUAAUUCUAUGGCCCAGUUAGAACAUCAAGCCGUCCGAAUUGAGAAUCUGGAACUAAUGUCACAGCAUGGAUGCAAUGCAUGGAAAGUAUAUAAUGAAAAUUUAGUUCAUAUGAUUGAACACGCCCAGAAAGAGCUCCAAAAGUUAAGGAAACACAUUCAAGAUUUAAACUGGCAACGAAAGAACAUGCAACUGACAGCUGGGUCUAAAUUGAGAGAAAUGGAGUCUACUUGGGUAUCCCUGGUUAGUAAGAAUUAUGAGAUUGAACGGACUAUUGUACAACUAGAAAAUGAAAUCUAUCAAAUUAAGCAGCAACAUGGCGAGGCAAACAAAGAAAACAUUCGACAAGACUUCUGA